CCGCCAAGCUUCAGAGCGCUGAGCCGCUCCCCAAUGUCGGAUGCCUGGGAGCGCAAGGCGCGGGACCCCUUUGCCGGCAGCGAGGAGCAGGACGAGGUGCCCCACCAGGUGACAGUGACAGCCACGCAAGCCCCCGGCGGCCAGUGCCAGUGCCCGGAGGAGGAGCCCAGCGGGGCUCCCCAGAAGCGGACAAGCACCCAGAAUGGGAUGCAGGACAGUGGGGGUGGGGGCACGGGGGUGAAGAAGAAACGGAAGAAAAAGGAUCUGGGAGAGCAGGAAGGGGGAGAAAAAGCAGCUGUGGAGGUGAAACCAAAGAGGAGGAGAGAGCCUAAAGAACCAAAAGAGCCUAAAAAGGCUAAGGAGCCCAAGAAGCCGAAGGAGCCCAAGCAGAAGGAGGUGGCCAAGAAGCCCCGGAAACCCCGGGAACCCAAAGCCCCCAAGGAGCCUAAAGACAAGAAGAGCGGCUCUGAGCCUGCCCCCAGAGCGAGACCCAAGAAGAGCAGCAAGGACACCCCUGUGGAGAAGAAGAAGAAAGGCAAGAGGAAAAAUGAGAUACCAGUGGACAGUUUGGAUUUGGAUCAGGAUCUGCUGAGCCCAUCCGCGCAGAGCCCAGAGGAGUCUGCAGAGUCGGCCGACAGCCAGAAACGCCGCUCAGGACGGCAAGUGAAGAGGAGAAAGUACAACGAGGACCUGGAUUUCAAAGUGGUGGAUGAUGACGGCGAGACAAUAGCCGUGCUGGGAGCAGGGCGAACCUCCGCGCUCUCUGCCUCAACUCUGGCAUGGCAGGCAGAGGAGCCUCCCGAGGAUGAUGCCAAUAUCAUCGAGAAGAUCCUUGCCUCCAGGAUGGUGCAGAAGGAGGCUCACCCCGGAGGCCUGGCGUUUGAGAUGGAGGAGUUCUACGUCAAGUACAGGAACUUCUCCUACCUCCACUGUAAGUGGGCAACUCUGGAGGAGCUGGAGAAGGACCCCAGGAUCUCCCAGAAGAUAAAGCGCUUCCGAAACAAGCAGGCUCAGAUGAAGCAUAUUUUUACAGAGCCCGAUGAGGAUUUGUUCAACCCAGACUACGUGGAGGUAGAUCGAAUUCUGGAGGUGGCUCACACGAAGGACCCAGACACCGGGGAGGAGGUGACUCACUACCUGGUGAAGUGGUGCUCGCUGCCCUACGAGGAGAGCACCUGGGAGCUGGAGGAGGAUGUCGACCCAGGGAAGAUUAAAGAGUUUGAAGCCCUCCAAAUCCCUCCAGAAAUCAAGCACAUGGAGCGCCCGGCAUCUGAGUCCUGGCAGAAACUGGAGAAGUCCCGGGAGUAUAAGAACAGCAACCAGCUGCGGGAGUAUCAGCUGGAGGGAAUGAACUGGCUGCUCUUUAACUGGUAUAACAGGAAGAACUGCAUCCUGGCUGACGAGAUGGGGCUGGGGAAGACAAUCCAGUCAAUCACCUUCCUCUCAGAAAUAUUCCUGAUGGGCAUCCAUGGCCCCUUCCUCAUCAUCGCGCCUCUCUCCACCAUCACCAACUGGGAGAGGGAGUUCCGCACUUGGACGGAGAUGAAUGCCAUUGUGUACCACGGCAGCCAGAUCAGCCGGCAGAUGAUCCAGCAGUACGAGAUGGUGUACAGGGACACACAGGGUAACCCUCUCCCGGGGAUCUUCAAGUUCCAGGUGGUUAUCACCACCUUUGAGAUGAUCCUUGCCGACUGCCCGGAGCUGAAGAAGAUCCAGUGGCGCUGCGUGGUCAUUGACGAGGCACAUCGCCUGAAGAACAGGAACUGCAAACUCCUGGAGGGGCUGAAGCUCAUGGCUCUGGAGCACAAGGUGCUGCUGACGGGGACCCCCCUGCAGAACUCAGUGGAGGAGCUCUUCAGCCUCCUGAAUUUCCUGGAGCCACAGCAGUUCCCCUCGGAGACAGCCUUCCUGGAGGAGUUCGGAGACCUGAAGACAGAGGAGCAGGUGAAGAAGCUGCAGUCCAUCCUGAAGCCCAUGAUGCUGCGACGGCUGAAGGAUGAUGUAGAGAAGAAUCUGGCACCCAAGCAGGAGACCAUCAUUGAGGUGGAGCUGACCAACAUCCAGAAGAAAUACUACCGGGCCAUCCUGGAGAAGAACUUUUCCUUCCUCUCCAAGGGUGCCAACCAGCACAAUAUGCCCAACCUCAUCAACACCAUGAUGGAGCUGCGGAAGUGCUGCAAUCACCCGUAUCUCAUCAACGGAGCAGAGGAGAAGAUCCUGGAAGACUUCCGUAAGACACACAGCCCGGAGGCGCCAGACUUCCAGCUGCAGGCAAUGAUCCAGGCGGCUGGGAAGCUGGUGCUCAUCGAUAAGCUGCUUCCCAAGCUGAUCGCUGGUGGACACAAGGUGCUCAUCUUCUCCCAGAUGGUGCGCUGCCUCGACAUCCUGGAGGACUAUCUCAUUCAGAGGCGGUACACCUACGAGCGCAUCGACGGGCGGGUGCGCGGGAACCUGCGCCAGGCUGCCAUCGAUCGCUUCUGCAAGCCCGACUCGGAUCGCUUUGUCUUUCUCCUGUGCACGCGGGCGGGCGGGCUGGGCAUCAACCUGACCGCUGCCGACACCUGCAUCAUCUUUGAUUCCGACUGGAACCCACAGAACGACCUCCAGGCUCAAGCUCGCUGCCACCGGAUCGGGCAGAGCAAGGCGGUGAAAGUGUAUCGCCUCAUCACCAGGAACUCCUACGAGCGGGAGAUGUUCGACAAGGCCAGCCUGAAGCUGGGCCUGGAUAAGGCCGUGCUGCAGGACAUCAACCGCAAGGGCAGCACCAACGGGGUUCCGCAGCUCUCAAAGAUGGAGGUGGAGGACCUGCUGCGGAAAGGUGCCUAUGGUGCUCUCAUGGAUGAGGAGGACGAAGGAUCGAAGUUCUGCGAGGAAGAUAUUGAUCAGAUCCUCCAGCGCAGGACGCAGACCAUCACGAUCCAGUCUGAGGGAAAGGGCUCCACCUUUGCCAAGGCCAGCUUCGUAGCAUCAGGAAACAGAACUGACAUUUCCUUAGAUGACCCCAACUUCUGGCAAAAGUGGGCCAAGAUAGCGGAGCUCGAUACGGACGCCAAGAAUGAAAAGGAGAGCCUGGUCAUCGACAGGCCUCGGGUGCGGAAGCAAACCAAACACUACAACUCCUUCGAAGAGGAUGAACUGAUGGAGUUCUCCGAGCUGGACAGUGACUCGGACGAGCGACCCACGCGCUCGCGGCGCUUCAACGAGAAGACGCGACGGUACCUGCGGGCUGAGUGCUUCCGCGUGGAGAAGAACCUGCUCAUCUUUGGCUGGGGACGCUGGAAAGAUAUCCUGACCCAUGGGCGCUUCAAGUGGCACCUGAACGAGAAGGACAUGGAGAUGAUUUGUCGGGCCUUGCUGGUCUAUUGCGUCAAACACUACAAGGGGGAUGAGAAGAUUAAGAGUUUUAUCUGGGAUCUCAUCACGCCGACGAAGGACGGCCAGAACCAGGCUCUGCAGAAUCACUCAGGUAUU
This is a messenger RNA of Tauraco erythrolophus (red-crested turaco), 3471 nucleotides long. The record is from RefSeq and is a predicted model, not a curated record. Lineage: Eukaryota; Metazoa; Chordata; Aves; Musophagiformes; Musophagidae.